Molecule: messenger RNA, 4821 nt
Organism: Acanthosepion pharaonis
Lineage: Eukaryota; Metazoa; Mollusca; Cephalopoda; Sepiida; Sepiidae
Source: the annotation of a GenBank genome assembly
AUGCUGUCAGUUGCGGAAGAACCGAUAGAUACAGACGGCGAUGGCAUUCCAGACCAUCUCGAUGAUGAUGACGACGGUGAUGGUAUUCCCGAUCAUCUGGAAAAGGCGGACGCUGAUGGGGAUGGUAUACCCGAUCAUCUUGAUGACGAUGAUGAUGGUGACGGUAUUCCUGAUCACCUUGAAGGAGACAGUGAUGGCGACGGUAUUCCAGAUUAUAAGGAAGAUGCUGAUGGCGACGGUAUCCCAGACUACCUUGAUGAUGACGAUGAUGGCGAUGGUAUUCCUGAUCACUUGGAAAAAGAUUCUGAUGGGGAUGGUAUACCUGAUCACCUGGACAAUGAUGAUGACGGCAAUGGUAUUCCUGACCAACAUGAAAACAGCAUUGGAGCCGAUGGCAUUAAAAAGCCAGGUGAAAGGAUUAUUUACGAAGAUGAUGAAGGUGAAUGCGUUCCCGAGGACAAAGAUGGAGAUGGAAUACCAGACCAUCUUGACGAUGAUGACGAUGGUGACGGCAUACCUGAUGACAAAGAGGACGCUGACGGUGAUGGUAUCCCUGACCAUCUCGAGGGAGACAGUGAUGGUGACGGCAUUCCAGAUUACAAAGAAGACGCCGACGGUGAUGGCAUUCCAGAUUAUCUCGAUGACGAUGAUGAUGGCAAUGGCAUCCCUGACCAUCUGGAAGGGGAUAGCGAUGGUGACGGUAUUCCUGAUUAUAAGGAAGACGCUGAUGGCGAUGGUAUUCCAGAUUAUCUUGAUGAUGAUGAUGAUGGUGAUGGUAUCCCUGACCAUCUCGAGGGAGACAGUGAUGGUGACGGCAUUCCAGAUUACAAAGAAGACGCCGACGGUGAUGGCAUUCCAGAUUAUCUCGAUGACGAUGAUGAUGGCAAUGGUAUCCCUGACCAUUUGGAAGGGGAUAGUGAUGGUGAUGGAAUUCCAGAUUAUCUGGAAGAUGCCGAUGGAGAUGGUAUCCCAGAUUACCUUGAUGAUGAUGAUGACGGUGAUGGUAUCCCUGACCAUUUGGAAGGUGAUAGCGAUGGAGAUGGUAUUCCUGAUUAUCUGGAAGAUGCUGAUGGAGAUGGUAUCCCAGAUUACCUUGAUGAUGAUGAUGACGGUGAUGGUAUCCCUGACCAUUUGGAAGGUGAUAGCGAUGGAGAUGGUAUUCCUGAUUAUCUGGAAGAUGCUGAUGGAGAUGGUAUCCCAGAUUACCUUGAUGAUGAUGAUGACGGUGAUGGUAUCCCUGACCAUCUCGAAGGUGAUAGUGAUGGUGAUGGAAUUCCAGAUUAUCUGGAAGAUGCCGAUGGAGAUGGUAUCCCAGAUUACCUUGAUGAUGACGAUGACGGCGAUGGUAUCCCUGACCAUCUUGAAGGUGAUAGCGAUGGAGAUGGUAUUCCAGAUUAUCUGGAAGAUGCUGAUGGAGAUGGUAUCCCAGAUUACCUUGAUGAUGAUGAUGACGGUGAUGGUAUCCCAGACCAUUUAGAAGGCGAUAGCGAUGGCGACGGCAUACCGGAUUAUAAGGAAGACGCUGAUGGCGACGGAAUUCCUGAUUAUCUUGAUGAUGACGCUAAUGGCGACGGUAUCCCUGACCAUUUGGAAGGUGAUAGCGAUGGAGAUGGCAUUCCCGAUUAUAAGGAAGACGCCGAUGGUGAUGGAAUUCCUGAUUAUCUUGAUGAUGAUGAUGAUGGCGACGGUAUACCUGACCAUUUGGAAGGUGAUAGCGAUGGAGAUGGUAUUCCUGAUUAUCUGGAAGACGCAGAUGGCGACGGUAUUCCGGAUUACCUGGAUGAUGAUGAUGACGGCAAUGGUAUCCCUGACCAUUUGGAAGGUGAUAGCGACGGUGACGGUAUUCCAGAUUAUAAGGAAGAUGCUGAUGGCGAUGGUAUUCCUGAUUACCUUGAUGAUGAUGAUGAUGGCGAUGGUAUCCCUGACCAUUUGGAAGGUGAUAGCGAUGGAGAUGGUAUUCCUGAUUAUCUGGAAGACGCCGAUGGCGACGGUAUUCCGGAUUACCUGGAUGAUGAUGAUGACGGCAAUGGUAUCCCUGACCAUUUGGAAGGUGAUAGUGACGGUGACGGAAUUCCAGAUUAUAAGGAAGACGCUGAUGGCGAUGAUUAUCUCGAUGACGAUGAUGAUGGUGAUGGCAUCCCUGACCAUCUGGAAGGUGAUAGUGAUGGUGAUGGAAUUCCAGAUUAUCAGGAAGAUGCUGAUGGAGAUGGUAUCCCAGAUUACCUUGAUGAUGAUGAUGACGGAGAUGGUAUACCCGACCAUCUUGAAGGUGACAGCGAUGGAGAUGGUAUUCCUGAUCAUUUAGAGGACGCUGACGGUGAUGGCAUUCCUGACCACCUUGAUGAUGAUGAUGAUGGCGAUGGUAUUCCCGAUCAUUUGGAAGAUGCGGAUGGUGAUGGUAUUCCAGAUCAUCUCGACGAUGAUGACGAUGGGGAUGGUAUUCCUGAUCACCUGGAAGGUGACAGCGAUGGAGAUGGUAUUCCUGAUCAUCUAGAGGACACUGACGGCGAUGGCAUUCCCGAUCACCUGGAUGAUGAUGAUGACGGUGAUGGUAUCCCUGAUCAUUUAGAAGAUGCCGACGGUGAUGGUAUUCCAGAUCAUCUUGAUGAUGACGAUGAUGGUGAUGGUAUUCCCGACCAUUUGGAAGGUGACAGUGAUGGAGAUGGUAUUCCUGAUCAUUUGGAAGAUACAGAUGGUGAUGGCAUUCCAGAUCAUCUAGAUGAUGAUGAUGACGGAGAUGGCAUUCCGGAUCAUUUGGAAGAUGCAGAUGGUGACGGUAUUCCAGAUCAUCUAGAUGAUGAUGAUGACGGAGACGGUAUCCCCGACCAUCUUGAAGGUGACAGCGAUGGAGAUGGUAUUCCAGAUCAUUUGGAAGAUGCCGAUGGUGACGGUAUUCCAGAUCAUCUCGAUGUUGAUGAUGACGGAGACGGUAUCCCCGACCAUCUUGAAGGUGACAGCGAUGGAGAUGGUAUUCCAGAUCAUUUAGAAGAUGCUGAUGGUGAUGGAAUUCCAGAUUAUCUCGAUGAUGAUGAUGAUGGUGAUGGUAUCCCCGACCAUCUCGAGGGAGACAGUGAUGGUGACGGCAUUCCAGAUUACAAAGAAGACGCCGAUGGUGAUGGCAUUCCAGAUUAUCUCGAUGACGAUGAUGAUGGCGAUGGCAUCCCUGACCAUUUAGAAGGGGAUAGUGAUGGUGAUGGAAUUCCAGAUUAUCAGGAAGAUGCUGAUGGAGAUGGUAUCCCAGAUUACCUUGAUGAUGAUGAUGACGGCGAUGGUAUCCCCGACCAUCUUGAAGGUGAUAGCGAUGGAGAUGGUAUUCCUGAUCAUUUAGAAGAUGCCGAUGGUGAUGGAAUUCCAGAUCAUCUCGAUGAUGACGAUGAUGGAGACGGUAUUCCCGACCAUCUUGAAGGUGACAGCGAUGGAGAUGGUAUUCCCGAUCAUUUGGAAGAUGCCGAUGGUGAUGGAAUUCCAGAUCAUCUCGAUGAUGAUGAUGAUGGAGACGGUAUCCCCGACCAUCUUGAAGGUGACAGCGAUGGAGAUGGUAUUCCCGAUCAUUUGGAAGAUGCCGAUGGUGAUGGAAUUCCAGAUCAUCUCGAUGAUGAUGAUGACGGAGACGGUAUCCCCGACCAUCUUGAAGGUGACAGCGAUGGAGAUGGUAUUCCAGAUCAUUUAGAAGAUGCUGAUGGUGAUGGAAUUCCAGACCAUCUCGAUGAUGAUGAUGAUGGUGAUGGUAUCCCUGACCAUCUCGAGGGAGACAGUGAUGGUGACGGCAUUCCAGAUUACAAAGAAGACGCCGAUGGUGAUGGCAUUCCAGAUUAUCUCGAUGACGAUGAUGAUGGCGAUGGCAUCCCUGACCAUUUGGAAGGGGAUAGUGAUGGUGAUGGAAUUCCAGAUUAUCUGGAAGAUGCUGAUGGAGAUGGUAUCCCAGAUUACCUUGAUGAUGAUGAUGACGGAGACGGUAUUCCCGACCAUCUUGAAGGUGACAGCGAUGGAGAUGGUAUUCCAGACCAUUUGGAAGAUGCCGAUGGUGACGGUAUUCCAGAUCAUCUCGAUGAUGAUGAUGACGGAGACGGUAUCCCCGACCAUCUUGAAGGUGACAGCGAUGGAGAUGGUAUUCCUGAUCAUUUAGAAGAUGCUGAUGGAGAUGGUAUUCCUGACUACUUAGAUGAUGAUGAUGAUGGUGAUGAUCACCUCGACGAAGAUGACGAUGGUGAUGGUAUACCUGAUAGUCUGGAGGGUGACUCUGACGGUGAUGGCAUUCCCGAUUAUGCAGAGGACGCUGAUGGUGAUGGUAUUCCUGAUUAUCUUGACGAAGAUGAUGAUGGUGACGGCAUACCGGAUCAUUUGGAAAAAGAGGAAGCCACUGUAGAACAAUGUGAGAAAGAUACUUGCCCAGAAGAAGAAGAGGAGCCAGCAGAAACGCAUGACGGCCUUUUCCUUCCUUCCUUCCUUCCUUCCUUCCUUCCUUCCUUCCUUCCUUCCUUCCUUCCUUCCUUCCUCCUUCCUUCCUUCCUUCCUUCCUUCCUUCCUUCCUUCCUUCCUUCCUUUCUUCCCUCCCUCCCUUCCUUCCUCCCCUCCCUUCCUUCCCUCCUCCCUCCUCCCUCCCUCCCCCCCCCUCCUCCUUCCUUCCUUCCUCCUCCCUCCUUCCUUCCUCCCUCCCUCCCUUCCUUCUUCCUCCUUCCUCUAUCCCUUCCUUCCUUCCUUCCUUCCUUCCUUCCUUCCUUCCUUCCUUCCUCUAUCCCUUCCUUCCUUCCUUCCUUCCUUCCUUCCUUCCUUCCUUCCUUCCUUCCUUCCUUCCUUCCUUCCUUCCAGAAUGAGCCUUGA